AUGGGCCACGAGCUGACAAGCCUGCAGCGUGAAGUGAUUUCCGGACUCACAGCAGGAACAAUCACAACAAUCGCUAGCCACCCGCUCGACCUGCUUAAACUGCGACUACAAUUAUCAGCGGGCAACAGGGCUAACACUACAUAUACAGGACUAAUCAGAGACAUAUUUGAACGCCAGCAAUGGGGACGAGAGCUAUAUCGUGGUUUAGGCGUUAACCUGCUUGGAAAUUCAGUGGCAUGGGCGCUUUACUUUGGCUGUUACCGAUGCGCAAAGGACAUUGCGCUUCGACACUUGGGCAAUGAGUCUGCUACGGGUAUCAUGGACCGCCGCCUGCCAGCGCACGCAUACAUGCUUGCAGCUGGUAGCAGCGGGAUUGCGACGGCAGUCCUUACAAACCCCAUAUGGGUCAUUAAGACUCGCAUAAUGGCCACUUCUCGUGCUGGACCUUACAAGUCGACGUUUGACGGGGUUUAUAAGUUAUAUCAAACUGAAGGUGUUCUGGCAUUCUGGCGGGGUGUUGUUCCAUCGCUACUCGGCGUCUCGCAAGGAGCUAUCUACUUUGCGCUGUAUGAUACAUUGAAAUUCCAUUACCUGCACUCUAGUACUGACAAGGCCGAGCGAAGGUUGUCGGUUUCCGAGAUCAUCGGCAUAACAUGUAUCUCUAAAAUGAUUUCCGUCACAUCGGUCUAUCCAUUUCAGCUGCUGAAAUCUAAGCUGCAGGAUUUUGGUGCACCAUCCGGCAUCACCCAACUUGUUCAGACUGUUUACAGUAGAGAGGGUAUCAGAGGCUUCUACAGGGGCCUAUCCGCUAAUCUCCUGCGGGCAGUUCCUGCUACAUGCAUAACCUUUUUCGUGUACGAAAAUAUCAAAUAUCGUCUCUAA
This is a messenger RNA of Eremothecium gossypii ATCC 10895, 882 nucleotides long. RefSeq names its product flavin adenine dinucleotide transporter FLX1 (gene FLX1). The coding region runs from base 1 to 882 and encodes 293 amino acids. Gene Ontology annotation, cellular component: mitochondrion. Gene Ontology annotation, biological process: nucleotide transport; folate import into mitochondrion. The transcript has a single exon. Gene Ontology annotation, molecular function: FAD transmembrane transporter activity; folic acid transmembrane transporter activity. The record is from RefSeq and is marked provisional. NCBI's taxonomy places the organism in Eukaryota, Fungi, Ascomycota, Saccharomycetes, Saccharomycetales, Saccharomycetaceae.